Molecule: messenger RNA, 471 nt
Organism: Durio zibethinus
Lineage: Eukaryota; Viridiplantae; Streptophyta; Magnoliopsida; Malvales; Malvaceae
Source: RefSeq, a predicted model, not a curated record
AUGAAGAGCCUAAAGAUUCAACUUGCAGACCUUCAAAAUCAAUUUCGUCAGAAACAACAACAACAACAAGCAGCCUCUAGUUACAACAUCUUUACACCAUAUCACACUGGUAUGCAUGAUACUCUUUACCAAGCCUAUACUCUUCCUCCAUUUCAACCAUACAAUCCUCCAACCUCACCUCCAAAACCUUUUUUCACACCUUUUCAGUACAAACUUCCCCCAACAUCUAUCCCAACAUCUUCACAACCAACACAAUACUUCACUCCUAUCUCAGACCAACCAGAACAACCCUCUUUUGUUGAUCCAAAACCCAAAAGAGUAGCAGAACAACCACUUUUCCAACCUUCAAAACCAAAACCCAGCUCAAGUUCCAUACCUCAAAACCCUACACCACAACCAAACCAAAAAUCUGUACAACUUAUGAUUUCUCCUACACAAACCCUUCCAGAUAUACUUCCCCAGAUGGCAUAA